AUAAAGAAUGAAGACGAAAAAAGACAAAUUUGUUGGGAAUCUGAACAAUCUGAAAUGCAGACCAGUCACGGAAAUUCCCGGAAUUGGAAUUGCCAAUGGAAGCAGACUAAAACAAAAUAAUUAUUUUUCGGUUCUGGACGUAAUGAUUGAAUUUCUGAUGAGGGACGAAGCUGGAUUCAAAAACUGGCUUCAUGAAACUUGUGGUGCUUAUAAAUCGCACCAGGAUAAUUGCUUUCAAGGACUUCGAGAGCUGUGUAUCAAUAUCAUGAAAGACGCCUUUCCUGAAUUGAUGUUUUCUAUUGCUACGUGCAAUUUUACCGCAUAUAUGUUCCAAAUUCUUUAUCCUAUUGGGAAGACAAUUGGUUUUAAAAGUUCAGUCAUGGAUAUUUUUGGUGUUCCUCUUUGGCAGAUCGAAGGAUAUUUCGUCCUAUGCAAAGAUCAAAUGUUAAAUUUUCUUACCAUUUCUGCACACAUUUCUUGUUGUGCAUAAUAUUAUUCCGUUCAAUCUAAUAUACGAGGGUCAUUCAAAAAAGUUCGUAGAUUUUUGUCAUAACUUGUAAAUUUAACGUGAUAUUACAAACAAGUCUGUACACAAAUCUUAAAAACUGAUUGAAAAAUUCUGAGUAUCAAAGAUUUAAGAAAAGAAAUAUGGAGUCACAGAACAGGGUAAAAUUGGUUUACUAAUUAUACAUUUUAUAAUGUUUAUAGAAAUACAAUGUACUUCUAAUA
Messenger RNA from Saccostrea cuccullata (small rock oyster), 729 nucleotides. RefSeq lists its product as uncharacterized. The transcript is spliced from 2 exons. Lineage: Eukaryota; Metazoa; Mollusca; Bivalvia; Ostreida; Ostreidae. Gene Ontology annotation, molecular function: DNA binding. The record is from RefSeq and is a predicted model, not a curated record. Bases 8 to 490 code for a protein of 160 amino acids.